Molecule: messenger RNA, 1917 nt
Organism: Ostrea edulis (European flat oyster)
Lineage: Eukaryota; Metazoa; Mollusca; Bivalvia; Ostreida; Ostreidae
Product: heat shock 70 kDa protein 12A-like
Exons: 5
Coding region: 182-1510 (442 amino acids)
Source: RefSeq, a predicted model, not a curated record
UUAAACGGAUUCGGCGAGGAAGAGAAAUAGAAAUGCAUUAUGUUCAAAGUGGACUAGGAUAUGUAUAGGAGACCAGCUGGAUCGACGGAAUGAAUUAAAAGACGUUCUGCACGUCCAAACUCACGCCGAAGUUGCGAAAAUUUUACUCGACAGUGUAGUGCUCCAAUUCAGCAAAUCAAAAAUGGAUCCCAAAAUUUCCAGUAAAUGUAGAAAGCUUCUGGUCGCUGCAAUCGACUUCGGAACCACAUAUUCCGGAUAUGCAUUCUCUUCAACACAUGCCUGGGAUAAAGUAAUGAUCAGCUGUUGGCAAGGAGGGUCACUCCUUUCUCUCAAGGCCCCAACAUGCCUGCUCCUGAAAAAGGACUUCUCUCUAUCUUCGUUUGGAUAUGAUGCUGAAGAAAAAUAUUCCGAUCUUACAUGGGAAAACAAACACCAAGACUAUUAUUUUUUUCAGCGGUUUCAAAUGAUUCUUUUUGGAGAUUUAGUGAAACCACCCAUUCAAUGCCAGGACAUUCGUGGUGAAACUAUAGAGGCUGGUAUUGUCUUUAUGCACUGCAUCAAGUACCUGAAAAAUCACCUUUAUCAAGAAACAAAGAAAGGUUUUCCGCACAUGAAGGACGAUGACAUUCAGUAUGUUUUGACUGUGCCAGCGAUAGGGGGAGACAAUGCGAAAGAGUUCAUGGGGAAAGCUGCGAUCGAGGCAGGGAUUAAAAAUGAGCAUUUGAUCAUAGCGCUGGAAUCAGAGGCGGCUUCUAUCUACUGCCAGUACUUGCACAUCGCUAAAGAAGACACGUCAUCUUCGGCUUUGGGAGUCGUCAAACCAGGCACAAAGUACAUGAUGGUUGACCUCGGGGGUGUAACAGCAGAUAUCAUGGUGCAUCAGAAGAGCGUAGACAGUAAUUUGGAAAAAAUUAUUCCGGCAAGUGGAGGACCAUGGGGAGGAAAAUCUGUGGAUGAUGUCUUUAUGAAAUUUAUGACAGAAUUAAUGGGAGAAAAGGUUAUGGAAGAUUUUAAGAAAGAAAGCAUGGAAGAUUAUCUUGAAAUUAUGAGAACUUUUGAAACAAAGAAAAGAACUAUAAAACCCGAUAAGGAUGGGAUAACAAACGUGACUAUACCACAAGCCCUUUUGAAGUUAUGCGCAAAAUCAAAUGGUGUCAAAGAUUUCAAAGAUGUCAUUGAUAAACACGAAAAGCAUAGAAAUGACGUGAAAUACGCUGCAGGAAAACUUAAAUGGGAAAACGAAUAUUUUCGGGGAUUUUUCAAGAAAACUAUUGACAGCAUUGUCAAACAUAUUGACGAGGUGUUCGAAGAGGACGUUGGUAGAGAUGUAGACACCAUCGUUAUGGUCGGAGGAUUCUCAGAAUGUCUUCUGGUCCAGGAUGCGAUUAAAAAGAACUUCAAACAGAAAACUGUUCUAGUGCCAGAAGAUGCAGGAUUAGCUAUACUGAAGGGUGCUGUGUAUAUCGGUCACCUCUCUAAUGACAUCCCGCGUACUACACUUCAGAGUUGAUAAAUUGACUCAUCCUCUUGUGACCAAAACAUAAGACGUGAUUUCCCCACAAAAGGAACUAAAUGUACAAUAAACAUAGGAUGGUUUAAUUUGUUGCUAUGACUGACAAAUCCUUGAACAAGUGUUAUGUAUUCUGACUAACGGAUGUAAAUAUAAGUGUUGAUUAUUUUAUGAAUUUAAACAAUACUAGUAAGUAUCUACUUUAUCAUUCUUCAUAUCAUUUUCUCAAUCGUAUUACACACGUGUGUUUACUGCUGUAGUGACACCGAAAACUUUACGCUUAAACUAAUCCAAACAUUUAUGACAAUUGGUUAGGAUAAUAUAGAAGUUCAUUUCUUUUUUCUAUUUCACUUUAGAUUUUGCAAUCGAUCCCAUUGAAAUUAUUUAUUGAUUAAAAGUUAGAUGUU